AUGGCUCGUAUUUCUGGUCUUGAUCCAGCCGGUCCGUUUUUCGAAGGCAAAACUGCUCCCGUACGCCUCGAUCAAAGUGAUGCGAAAUUUAUAGAUGUUAUUCAUUCGAAUACAGAAAUUGCUUUGGGUGUCGGCCUCGGAUCGGAUGAUCCAUCCGGUCAUGUAGAUUUCUAUGUCAAUGGUGGCAAACAGCAACCAGGCUGUCCUUCAGUUGGAACACUCAUCGGUGGGUUAUUUUCGGGCCAGAGCGAAAGCGGUUUUGAACAAACAUCAUGUUCCCACAGUGUACCCAAAGUACUUCGAGUAGCAGCAACGGUACCUAAUUUACCUGAUAAUGAUAAAAAAUCAUAUCCAAUAACAGAACAAACUAAAAUGCAUAUUUCUUGUGUACUUAGCGUUGUCUAUCAUGAUUUAUGUUCAGAUAAAGAACGAGAAGACUUUAACAAUGAAUGUACAGAAUUUAUUAGAGCUUUACGGGAAAAAGAUGAUAUCCAAUCACGCGUACGAACAAUAUCUGUCUUGUCUGUUCUUUUACAAGGUCCUUUUGAUACUGGUAAUGCAAUCUUAGGUAGUCAAAAUUUAGUAGAUUUAAUGUUACAAAUGACUGGUUCGAAUGAUCCAAUACAAGAACGUAUUGCAGUUGAAGCUAUUGUUUUAUCAGCAUCGAAAAAAGAUAAAGCAGCAGGUAUUAUACAACAAGGUGCUGAUAAUCUUAAAAAUCUCUAUCGAUCAACAAAUGAAGAUAUUAAAGUGCUUGCUCUUGUGGGUUUAUCAAAAAUUGCAUCAAGUAAAGGUACAGAUACAAGUACAAGUCUUGUCGCCGAAGGUUCAUGUCAAACACUUAGUCGUUCAUGUUGCAAAUUUUUAACAACAAGUCAAAGUUUUGAUAUUCGUCGUUGGUCAGCUGAUGGUCUAGCUUAUUUAUCUUUAGACGCUGAUGUUAAAGAAGAACUUGUUGAUAAUCUAUCAGCAUUGAAAGCUCUUUUUACUUUAUGUCAAUGUCAAGAUGCACAUGUUUUGUAUUCGAUAACAACAAUAUUUGUUAAUUUAACUAAUACAUAUGAUAUAAGAAAACCAGAUAAAGAAAUGACUGAAUUAGCUGCUUAUGCUAAACAACAUAUACCAAAAGAACAUCCAAAAGAUGAAAAAGCAUUUUUUGAUGAACGUCGUCGAAAAUUAGUCGAAGCUGGAAUUAUUCCUGUUUUAGUACAAUUAUGUAAACAUAAAAGUGAAAAUUGUCGUGAACAAAUAGCUCGAGUAUUUCUUGGUCUUUGUGAAAAUGAAAAAUAUCGUGGACCUAUUGUUGCUGGUGGUGGAGCUAAAGUAUGUCAAAGUUUUUCUAGAACAAAACAAUUCUUAUGUAAAUAA
This is a messenger RNA of Rotaria sp. Silwood2, 1368 nucleotides long. NCBI's taxonomy places the organism in Eukaryota, Metazoa, Rotifera, Eurotatoria, Philodinida, Philodinidae. The record is from the annotation of a GenBank genome assembly.